ACUCUAUUUGGGUGAGGCUGAUGAUAUUUGCGCUCCCGCUUAAAACUGUUCUGUUUUUUUUUUAAUUUGCUUUUCCUUUAUUUCUUUUCCUUCAUAAUGAUGUCUAUAAAGUUAGAUCCCUUCAAGAGGCGUUUAGCAUUAUCGUACUUAUACGAUUGGCUCCUUGUCGUUAUUAUGACUGCAGCCUUCUUUGCCAUUGAUCAAAUACCUCCAUUCCAUCGUCGAUUUUCAGUAGAAGACAAAACCAUUAUGUUUCCAUACACUGAACACGAAACCAUUCCUGUUUGGUUAUUAAUGGUUAUUUGUCUCUUGGUGCCUAUUUUAAUUAUUGGAUUUAUAUCGAUGAGUGGAUUUGGAUACAAGAGAAGCAUUCAUGAUUUCCAUAGUGGUGUACUCGGCCUUUGUCUUGGAUUGGCUAUGACAAUCAUGCUGACAGACGUUAUUAAAGUUACAGCAGGUAGACCAAGACCAGAUAUGUUAUCACGUUGUCAGCCACCUUUGGAUACAGUUGAUCCAGUGUUUGGCCUAUCCACUGUAGAUAUUUGCACAACAGACAUUAAUUCACACGAAAUGAUUGAUGGUUUCAAAAGUUUCCCUAGUGGACACUCAUCUUUCUCAUUUUCCGGAUUAAUGUAUUUAGCAUUUUAUAUUGCUGGUAAAAUGAAAAUGUUUGAUCAAAAAGGCCAUACAUACAAAGGAUUUUUGUUCGCUUUUCCAAUGAUUGGCGCUCUACUGGUGGCCAUCUCACGUACAGAAGAUUACCGUCACCAUUGGCACGAUGUGACAAUUGGUGCCUUAUUGGGUACUGCCUGCGCCUAUUUUGCCUACAGACAAUAUUACCCUGAAUUAUCACAAGAGUCUUGCAGAGACCCAUUUUUGGCUCGACUCGCUUAUUGUCGUAAAGGCUUUGAUGUUGAAAAUGGUGAUGGACUUACCAACACUUCAAAUAUUGCAUUAUUGGGUGCAGAAGGACAUCCCAAGCACCAUUAUACAUCCGAGGACCAUUAUAGCGAAGGAUCCGGUAGUAGUCAGAACAUAAUUCUGGAUAAUGGAAACAAUCGUAUACCACACGGAAGAGAUUAAAAAUAAAGUAUCGUAAACAUUACACUGUUAAAUGAAAUGACAGUACAUGCACCGGAAUGUACUAAGUGUGUAACAGGACUCAAAGUGUGGCUUCCAGUGUAAAGUGUGUCACUUAAGGUUCCUAACAGCCGGAAAAAAAUAUCCAUACAUCAGUCAAAGGCCUUAACAUAGGACCUUCAUUUAAACGAAAUACACAUUUGAAAUUGUAGUCUCAAAAAAAAAAGAUAGCCGUCAGUUUCCGCUUCGUGCC
Molecule: messenger RNA, 1333 nt
Organism: Mucor mucedo
Lineage: Eukaryota; Fungi; Mucoromycota; Mucoromycetes; Mucorales; Mucoraceae
Product: phosphatidic acid phosphatase type 2/haloperoxidase
Exons: 6
Coding region: 97-1083 (328 amino acids)
Biological process (GO): phospholipid metabolic process
Molecular function (GO): phosphatidate phosphatase activity
Source: RefSeq, a predicted model, not a curated record